AUGGAGUUCGCGGAGCUCAUCAAGACCCCUCGGGCGGACAACGUGGUCCUGCACCGGCCCUUCCACCCGCCCGUGGAGGGGACCCUCUGCCUGACCGGCCACCACCUCAUCUUCUCCUCGCGGCGCCAGGAGAACGCCGAGGAGCUCUGGCUGCUGCACUCCAACAUCGACUCCAUUGACAAGAGGUUUGUGGGCUCCCUGGGCACCAUCGUUAUCAAAUGCAAGGAUCUGAGGAUCAUCCAGCUGGACAUACCUGGCAUGGAGGAGUGCUUGAACAUUGCCAGCUCUAUUGAGGCACUGUCCACCCUGGACUCUGUCACUCUGAUGUAUCCCUUCUUCUACCGGCCCAUGUUUGAGGUCAUUGAGGAUGGCUGGAGCUCCUUCCUGCCCAACCAAGAGUUUGAGCUCCUCAGUUCAGUG
Messenger RNA from Merops nubicus (carmine bee-eater), 420 nucleotides. RefSeq names its product myotubularin-related protein 9-like. The annotation marks the transcript as partial. The transcript is spliced from 3 exons. NCBI's taxonomy places the organism in Eukaryota, Metazoa, Chordata, Aves, Coraciiformes, Meropidae. The record is from RefSeq and is a predicted model, not a curated record. Gene Ontology annotation, biological process: negative regulation of autophagy.